AUGGCGAACGCGAGCGAGCCGGGCGGCGGCGGCGGCGAGGCGGCCGCGCUGGGCCUCAAGCUGGCCACGCUCAGCCUGCUGCUGUGCGUGAGCCUCGCGGGCAACGUGCUGUUCGCGCUGCUCAUCGUGCGGGAGCGCAGCCUGCACCGCGCCCCGUACUACCUGCUGCUCGACCUGUGCCUGGCCGACGGGCUGCGCGCGCUCGCCUGCCUCCCGGCCGUCAUGCUGGCGGCGCGGCGGGCGGCGGCCGCCACGGGGGCGCCGCCGGGCGCGCUCGGCUGCAAGCUGCUCGCCUUCCUGGCCGCACUCUUCUGCUUCCACGCCGCCUUCCUGCUGCUCGGCGUGGGCGUCACCCGCUACCUGGCCAUCGCGCACCACCGCUUCUACGCCGAGCGCCUGGCCGGCUGGCCGUGCGCCGCCAUGCUGGUGUGUGCCGCCUGGGCGCUGGCGCUGGCCGCGGCCUUCCCGCCGGUGCUGGACGGCGGGGGCAGCGGCGGCGACGACGAGGACGCGCCGUGUGCCCUGGAGCAGCGGCCCGACGGCGCCCCCGGUGCGCUGGGCUUCCUGCUGCUGCUGGCCGUGGUGGUGGGCGCCACGCACCUGGUCUACCUCCGCCUGCUCUUCUUCAUCCACGACCGCCGCAAGAUGCGGCCCGCGCGCCUCGUGCCCGCCGUCAGCCACGACUGGACCUUCCACGGCCCCGGCGCCACCGGCCAGGCGGCCGCCAACUGGACGGCGGGCUUCGGCCGUGGGCCCACGCCGCCCGCGCUGGUGGGCAUCCGGCCCGCGGGGCCCGGCCGCGGCGCGCGCCGCCUCCUCGUGCUGGAGGAGUUCAAGACGGAGAAGAGGCUGUGCAAGAUGUUCUACGCCGUCACGCUGCUCUUCCUGCUGCUCUGGGGGCCCUACGUCGUGGCCAGCUACCUGCGCGUGCUGGUGCGGCCUGGCGCCGUCCCGCAGGCCUACCUGACGGCCUCCGUGUGGCUCACCUUCGCGCAGGCCGGCAUCAACCCGGUGGUGUGCUUCCUCUUCAACAGGGAGCUGAGAGACUGCUUCAGGGCCCAGUUCCCCUGCUGUCAGAGCCCCCAGACCACGCAGGCCACCCUCCCCUGCGACUUGAAGGGCAUCGGCUUGUGAGGGACUCCCCGCCUCCGCACCCCUGACCCAACCCAGCAUCCCCUUCGGCUUGGACAGUGACCUCGCUUCUCCCCGCCCUGUCCGGUCCCCUUUUUAAUUUUCGAAGCUGCCUUCCAAACGGACUCUCAAAGUGGACACCCACUUGGAUUGUACAGACUCCUGUUUGGGGGGCGGGGGAGGGGCAACUCCGCACACUCGUCCUCCUCAGCGUCCUUUCUUCCUGGGACAGCCCUGCAGUCCUUUUGUACUGGUUCUGACUUUUCUUUCACAUCUGCAUUUUUUUUUUCCAAUAAAGGCUGAUUUUCUUCAUGCAUUUUCCUAAAGACCACGGCCAGUUUUCUACAGAAGCUAUUUUUGACAAGCUCAAGUGGCAUCGCAGAUUGCAGUGAGGUAGACAGAGGUGAGGGGCUUCACGAGUCGGCUUCCUUGGGUGUCUUCAGUUGGAAGUAGGAGGAAGGGGGAAAGGUGACCUAAGGGCUGUCUGGACUGCCAGCUCAGCGUCAGUUGCGCAGUGGGGUUCUUCCAAAGCUUAAGAAUUUAGUUCAAUGUUGACAUUGAACUUGACAGAAAUCGGAGUCAGUAGGCAGUGUUGUUUUUUUUUUUUUUCUUUUUUAAAGCAGUAAGUAAGGACUUGGUUCCUAGUUUAUACUAAAUACACAGCAGCCGCAGCUGCUCUCUGUAUUAUAUCAACCUUGAAUGGAAACGUCUCAGUGACAUUGUAACUUUCAAAAGAGUACAAAGUGUUUUGGUUAGUGAAGGUGUGGAGAAAAUACAGUGUUGCAUGCUUUUGUAUGUAUCCAUUGUGGCUCAAGGAUGGUGGGGCUCUGGAAGCCAAGUAAAUCAUUUGGGUAUUUUUUGCCAACAAAAAAGUUGAGAUACUUUUAUGGAAAUGGCUUGUGCUUUGAGAAGCCGGGUUUUAUUCUGUCUUACGAAACUAAUUUCCACUUUGAAGAUUGUUCUGUUGUUCAUGAAAUAAAUGAAUGAAACAUAAUGCUCCACUACUUCUAGGAGAUGAGCGUUUUCUUAGUGUUUGCUAGGUGAAGCUGUGCUGUUAUUCUGAUGGUUAUUUUCAAUUAAUAACCAGAAUUGUCAUUUUAAAUAUUAUUUCUCUGUUAGAUGUAAUUUAAAACUGGAAGAAAACAUUCUGCAAGUACUGUAUAAUAUUUUUCGCUUAAACUGCUAUGUUUUUAUCAACGUAUCUUCCGUUUUGAGGGUUUAUAUCUGUAUUUCUCUUUGCAUUACAUGAAUAUACCAGUAUUUUCACUCUGGAGUGGUGGUGGUGUUCUUUGAGGCUGGGAUUGGUACUACUUCGAGUCUUGUAUUGUCUGUUGCUAGUUCCAGUUUUCCUAGUUUGAGCAUCAGCCUUCCAACACAUCUGGAGACCUUUUGACUUCAAAGUGCAAGGUAAAAUUCUGCACCAUUUCUCUUUAAAGGGAAGAAAUAGUAAACAUAUAUAAUGCUUUAAAACUCUUUCACAAAUGAAAAGCACGGGCUGGGGUUUUGCUCAGCCCUCUGUUCCAUCUCCCGCACCGGAAAAACGUUAAGAGUACGCUGAUAAAUAAUAAAUGAAAAUGUG
Molecule: messenger RNA, 2710 nt
Organism: Urocitellus parryii (Arctic ground squirrel)
Lineage: Eukaryota; Metazoa; Chordata; Mammalia; Rodentia; Sciuridae
Gene: Gpr27
Product: G protein-coupled receptor 27
Biological process (GO): G protein-coupled receptor signaling pathway
Cellular component (GO): plasma membrane
Molecular function (GO): G protein-coupled receptor activity
Source: RefSeq, a predicted model, not a curated record